Messenger RNA from Ixodes scapularis (black-legged tick), 2250 nucleotides. Its product is annotated as probable RNA-binding protein 18. Bases 163 to 732 code for a protein of 189 amino acids. Lineage: Eukaryota; Metazoa; Arthropoda; Arachnida; Ixodida; Ixodidae. Gene Ontology annotation, molecular function: RNA binding. The record is from RefSeq and is a predicted model, not a curated record. The transcript is spliced from 5 exons.
ACGAUUCUAUGGCUCCAUAUGUGCGGCAACUUCCGCUUGUUCAAAUAAACUUCCGUUUGUGGAGGCAGCGGAGUGGAGUGUCUGAUUAGGAUGUGCGCAUUUUUCCCAACUAGUCGUGAAGCUAAAGGUUAAUGAUUAAAUUGAGAUUAAGAGAGGGCUACUAUGGAUGCCAGGAUUCCAUUACCAGUGGAACCCCUUCCCCACGAAACGGACGACAAGAGGAUAUGGAUAGGGAAUCUCGAUAACCGACUAACCGAGUUUCACCUUGUGAAGGUUCUGAAGAGGUACGGCAAUGUCAAGAAAUUCGACUUCCUGUUCCACAAAGCGGGGCCCCUGAAGGGGCAUCCCAGGGGCUACUGCUUUGUCACCUACGAGACCAAGCCGCAAGCCGAGCAUGCUCUGCAAUGCCUGCACGGCAAGCUGAUGCUCUCCAAGACACUGGUUGCCAAGUGGGCCAACAACGUUCCAACUGAGGACCUGACAGCAAGGAGACCUGCACCAUUACUUGGUGUAAAGAAGGAGCAGAAGCCAGUUGUUAAUGUGAACAGCCAGAUCAGUGCCAUUGAGGCCAAGCUGAAGGCGAUGGAAAGGGACAGAGACAGAGAUCUGGACCAUUGUCUCCUGGCCACAGUUCCCUCUCUGCCAUCCCAAGUGAUGAUGCCAAAGCCGAGCACAGCAGAAUGCCGAAGUCAGGCAAAACCCUACAGACGACAUCACAGGACAUCCAGAUGACCUUCUGAGAGAUGUCAUCCUUAGAUGCUUGGGUCACCAUACAAAACUGCAGACAACAUUGCUUGACUUCCAGAUGAUUUCCUGAAAGAUUUUCUCAUUGUAUAGUAUUUGUGAUUCUAGGAAAAAACACAUAAGACCUUGAGAAUAUCUGCGUGACUUCUUUGGAUGCCUCUGCAAGGUGCCAAGUAGCUCUACAAAGAAUGUUGCAGAGCACCAAGACUUCAGAUCCAACUCCAUUGAGUGCAUUACGGGACAUGGGUGUCCUUGCAGAAGAGAUCUUUAGAAAAAUAUCUGGAUGACAGAUAACAACUUGAACGAAAGCUAAAUGACCUUGUGAGGAUUUACAGGGUUGCUGAAACGAAAUCUUUAUUUCAGAAAACAAUGCGGAAGUGCUAAGCAAGGCGCUACAAACCCGAAAACAUAACUCACAAAGUGAUAUCUCCAAUGGAUGGUCACAUUUUUGUGAAAGACGAGCACACUUGAACAAGGCCAAAAAAGCCCGUGACAUUGCAAUUCUCGUUUCCUCUUUUUCUAGCAUUGACUCUGCGAGGACGCGAAGAGAGAAGGAAGCGAGGCCAUUCCCCCCUCCUCAACAAUUCUGCAGGAAACACGACGUCGCGAUUCUCACUCUUCGCAUCCUUACUUUACAAAAAUAUGGCCACCCUUUCGAGAUAUCGCUUUAUGAGUGGUGUUUUAGGGUUUGUGGCGCCCCUUGAGCACUCCUGCUGCCUUAUUUCGUGAAAUCUAAAUUUCGGUUCAGCAUCCCUUUAAGACUGCUCAGUAACACACCCUAGCAAAUAUACUAGAGAUUUCGUGCAAUGUUUGAAGGAGGUUACACUGAAGGCAUCUAGACGACUUUUAAGAUUCCAAGACUUCUUUGAUGGAAAUGAGAUUUGAGAAAAUAGACAGUUCAUGCAGAAGGUUCAUGCCUCAAAUCGUGGGCAGGUCUAGUGUGCUGGGAUAGAUCCUGAUGUGAACAGCUACGGUAAUUGCUCUCAAGACCACAAAGUACUUUGACGAUACUAUAUAAGGGCCCAAAUGUUCUAUAUGACCUCAUAAAAUGCCUAUUUGGGCAUCUAAGUAUAUUUUCAGGGUCUUUUAAGAUUUUAUUAUUGACAUCAUUUACUUUUGUCCACAGUUCCACCACUUUCUUGUGUGAUUUGUCUGUAUGUCGUGUGCACCGUGAUAAUCGAUAUGAUGGGAAAUCAUGACUUGCCUGUCUUUACUUAAAUGUGGGCAGAGUCUAACAAGACCCUGGUGCGAGACUCCUCUCGAGCAUUAUAUAUAUCUACGUCUGUUGUUGUAUAUCCCAAUUGAUUGUUCAAGUUUCCUAAGCUCAAAAGUUGAAUCUUUGUUAGAAACAUUACCAAAAAGUGCAUGCCAUUGUGCGUUCGCCCACAUUGUGCACUCUUGACCCGGUCUGAAGUUGUAGUAACUAUAGAUAUGUAAAUAUUUUACCAAAAAGCACCGAGGAUUCAAUAAAAUUUUGAACCCCCGCAUUCAAAACCUCCUGAAAAA